ACAUCUUGAACACAAGGAAAAGCUUCCUCUCAGGAGGCAUUUUAUUUGCCUUCCUCGUGGAGAGCGUAGCUCCUUCUUACGGUCCGCAUUUUUAGAAGUAAAUACGUACUUGACAGGGCAAAGAGAGGUUUUUCGUGUGCCAUAACAAAACUGUAGCUAGGACGCUAGCUUGCGCAAAGUGUGAGCUAACUAGCGUGAGCUAACGCUAACGACCUGGAAAGACCACACGUCCAUGAAAGAUAGCGUUUGAAUGCUUAACGGGUGAUGUUAAAACAACUGGACAUGUGAACCAAAUAACAGCACAAGUUUGUCUGUGGAGAGACUGAAGUAAAAUUAAAGGCCACAACGGAAGAGGAAGAUAUCCAUCCGAUGGUUUCCUACCAGGCUCACAUUGAUGGGGAGGGUGUUGUGAGAAGGAAUAGUGGAGGACAAAGGACAACACUAGAGAACUAAUAGUCAGCAAUCAUGAAUCUUCAUCAAGUCCUCACAGGGGCUGUUAACCCUGGUGACAGUUGUUUCUCUGUAGGGAGUGUCAACAAUGUGCCAUUCACGGCCUAUGCGUCUGGUUGUGACGUGGUAAUUUUGGGCAGUGACUUUGAACGAUUGCAGAUCAUACCAGGGGCCAAACAUGGCAACAUCCAGGUGGGCUGCGUGGACUGCUCACUACAGGGUGGACGGAUUGCAGCUUCCUAUGGAAGCACUGUGUGUAUUUUUGAGUAUCUUCAACAUUCAGAUCAUAAGGACACAUUGACUGUGAAGUUGAACUGCCAGUGGCAGAAAACUGGUCAAUUUGUUUCAUCUGUGGUAAGAAACUUGGCUUGGCACCCAACAGGCAGCACUCUCCUUACAGGCUCCACUAGCCUGCAGUUAUGGUCUAAUGCUGAUCGAGUGAAAGAAAAUGAUAUGCGAGAAACACAAACAGAAAUGACGAUGACAGACUCCAAUUCAACCUGGAGGUGCAUCUGGCACACAAAAACAGCGUCUCCUGUCAGUUUAGUGAAGUUCUCUCCUGAUGGGGAAUUCUUUGCUACUGCUGGGCAGGACGACUGCCUGGUAAAAGUGUGGUACUGCACAAGUAAGUGGAGUCUGGUGUUUCCAGACUCUUCACACCCUCCAGACUCCAGUGGCACCACACAAGGAGAGUUGGCCUUUUCCUUUGUGUAUCUGGCCCAUCCCCGCUCUGUUACUGGUUUUCACCUGGAGAAAGACCAGCAAUACAUGCCACGACGUUCAGUGUGUAAUGUUCUGCUUACAAGCUGCAAGGACAGCGUUUGUCGGCUCUGGGCAGAGACGCUGCUGCCGGGUGAUUGUCUCUUGUCUGGUCACCAUAAUAAGCAUACCACUGACCAACGCAGUGACCUCCACACACGUAUUGGCCCAUCAUGGCAAAACAUCUGCAAUGGGAAGACACCGGGUAGAACAGCACAAGAAUUAAAUUUUCGUGAGUUAUGGAGUACCUACUUUUAUCGGGAAAUGCCUCAGCCCUCUCUCACUGGCACCAUGCUCCAGCAUCAGAACCAGCACUGCAAACACAAGAAGAGCAGUGCUAGCUUGCCCCAGGCCAUUGCUCUCUGUCACUUCCACAUUGCUGCCAGCAUCAAUCCUGCCACAGACAUUCCUCUGCUUCCCUCCAUCUCCUCUCUGAAUUCAGUGGAUGGUGACGAAACUGGUGGACCUUUUACUGUCCAUUGGCUCAAUAACAAAGAGCUUCAUUUCACUCUAACUAUGGAGGUCUUUCUACAGCAACUCCGAGGCACCCUGGAGCAGCAGAAUGAAUGUGCCAAUGAAGAGCCUGAAGAUGACUUUGAAGAUAAUGGUAGCAGGCCUGCUUCAAGUGACACCCAAGUACCUGAGCCUGCAUCUGUGCAGUUUCCCUUGGCAGCAGUGGAGCACCAGGUAGAGGUCUUAUUAGAGGAGUGGAAUAAAGGCGCAGACAUGUUGUUCAGCAUCCAUCCUAUGGAUGGCUCUCUUCUGGUGUGGAACGUGGAUUGGUUGGAUGAAUACUAUCCAGGCAUGUUCAGACAAGCGCAGGUGUCAUUUGUAUCACGUAUCCCUGUAGCAUUCCCUACUGGAGAUGCAAUCUCUCUGAGCCAUAGUGUGGUGAUGUAUGCCUGCAACAAGAAUGUGGAUCUCGCCAUCCAGCACGGCAGACAGCGGCCACCUGGAAGUACUUUGCCUCGAACCAAAUCUGCUCUUAUUAGCUAUGGCGGUCAAGGAAGGGCAGCACCCAGCAGUAGCCUUCGACUAAGUAUUUUUACUCCCAAUGUCCUUAUGAUCUCCAAACAUGCUGAUGGUUCUCUUAAUCAGUGGGCAGUGAGCUUUGCAGAGGACUCUGCUUUCUCCACAGUACUCAGUGUCUCUCAUAAAUCACGGUAUUGUGGGCACCGCUUCCACCUCAAUGACCUGGCCUGUCACUCAUUACUGCCUCUCCUCCUCACUACUUCACACCACAAUGCUUUGAAGACACCAGAAGCAGAUGGCAUACUUGCUCCCGCAAGCAUCUCCCAUGCUCGUUCAACGCCGCUCCCUCACAAAUCACGAUGCUGCCCGAUAUCCCUGGGCAUAGUAUCCCAAGAUCCAAAUGCUAUUUACAGUGAACUCAUCUUGUGGAGAGUGGACCCUGUGGGACCACUGUCUUUGUCAGGUGGCGUCUCUGAGUUAGCCAGGAUCAAUUCUCUCCAUGCAUCAGCCUUUGCGAAUGUCGCCUGGCUGCCCACACUUAUCCCCAGCAACUGUCUCGGUGUGUACUGUAACUCUCCCAGUGCAUGCUUUGUGGCAAGUGAUGGUCAGUCACUCAGACUCUAUCAGGCUGUGAUUGAAGCUAAGAAACUCCUGAGUGAACUUUCCAAUCCUGAGAUAUCAAAAUAUGUUGGAGAGGUGUUCAACAUAAUCAGUCAACAAUCCACAGCAAAACCAGGCUGUAUUAUCGAACUGGAUGCCAUUACUGAAUUUCAGGGGAAGGAGACACAGCUCCUACAUGUAUUUGAAGAGGAACUUAUCCUUGGCAGUGAGACAAGAGAGAAGGCACAAGACACUCCAGACACGUCUCACCCUGCCUCGGGCGAACCAGCUUUCUCUGCUCGUUUUUACCUAGUGGUAGUAGAAUUGACUCCCACAGGUCGCUCGUUCCUCCACAUGUGGCAUCUCAAUCUUGCAGCCCGGCCUGUUACUAUGGAAGAGCACUUGACACAAAAGGCUGAGAACAACUCUCAAUUUAACUUUGACACAUUGGGUCCCUCAGUACCUCAGAAGAGUAAGCCAUGCACCUCUAAUCUGCAGAGUACAUGUCGUCUCAGCCUCACGACACGCAGGUUAUACAGCCAGGAAUUGGUGCUGCCUGCAGGCGUGGAGGUCCUUUGUGUUACACCCUCAGCAGGUCAUCUGAGUGCAUCAUGUUCAAUGCCAGCUGGCCCCGUACCUUACCUUCUUGCCACUUCCUGUUCUGACGGCAAAGUGCGCUUCUGGAAGUGCACCGUCAUGGGGUCAGAUCUCUCUUGUAUGGAAAAGCUGCUUUAUCAGUGGGAGGAGUGGCCUCUCCUGGUGGAGGAGGGACUUCCCAAUAGCAGUGUAAUAAGCGUGCCAGGUCAGCCAGUUGUAGUCAGCUGCUGUCACACAGGUCGAAUUGCAGUGGCCUUCAAGCAGAUACCAAAUAUUCCUCUGAUCUCAACACCCCAGUUGUACUUUGACUCACCUUUAAGUUUGACUUCCAACCCUCAGCUACAUGACCACAGCUCCACCAUGCAAUGGAUUCCAGCCCUCACUUCACACAACAGCCCAAAUCUUACUCCAGGUCCUAACCCUCCAAACACAAGAGAGCCUUUGGUCCAUGUUAGCAUUUUCCAGUGUGAGUCCACAGGUGGUUUACAGUGGAUUCUAGAACAAACCAUAGUCUUGGACAGCACAGAUGAAACAGUUAACCAUACCACAGACUUCUUUUUACCUUAUGACAACUGUUUUGGUUCUGCAAAUAGAAGCCUGGUUCAUUUGGAUUGGGUUUCCCAGGAGAAUGGCUCACACAUUCUCACUGUUGGUAUUGGGACAAAAAUUUAUAUGUUUGGCUAUGUCUCUGGUAAGCCUCCGGAACUCGGGCUAUCAUCUUAUGGCACUAGAAACCAAAGGUCAUCUCACCUGGUUCUCCUUCGGUCAGUUGAUUUGGUUUCCUCUGUUGAAGGCUCAUUACCCAUUCCAGUCUCUCUCUCUUGGGUUCGAGAUGGUAUCUUGGUGGUAGGCAUGGACUGUGAAAUGCAUGUCUACUCACAGUGGCAGCCUCCAGCACCACUCAAAUCUAAUGCAGCUAUCACCCAAGACACAGACAUGGGCAGUAGUGUCUCCUCCAUUGUGUCUGCUGUCAGACAGUGUCAGGAAGAAGGAUUUACCCCCGGAGUGCAGACGUCAUCAUUGGCACCUCCCAAAAGGGCCCUCACAAGAUCCAUGAUGAGUUUAGCUCAGAAACUCAGUGGGAAAAGAACAGCUUUUGACUUGCCUGAAGAGAUGGAGGAUUCUGGGCUGUUUGAAGCUGCUCAUCAACUCUUUCCCAUACUGCCACAGUACCACCCUGUGCAGCUGCUGGAGCUCAUGGAUCUGGGGAAGGUUCACCGUGCUAAAGCCAUCCUCUCUCACCUUGUGAAAUGUAUUGCUGGAGAAAUUGUGGCUCUUAAAGACUGUGCCAAUAAUCAGGAAAGACGUGCACGCACUCGAACCAUUAGCGCAGGAGGCAGCACAGCCAGGGAUAGGAAGAUGUUCAGCAAAGGAGAGGACUCGCUCCCAGAUUACACAGAGAUUAGCUCCAUCCCUCCACUACCUCUGUACGCUCUUCUGGCAGCUGAUGAUGAUAACCUAUCAAAGCCCGACAAACUGGGCAGUGUGAGUGGAGAUAGUGGGCAUGGUUCCAGUCACAUGGAUGCUUAUGAGGAGCUGUUUCAUGCACCUAAUGUAGUGGACUUGGACCCUGUGAACAAUGAUCAAGAAGAACAGGAGAACAAGGUAAUUGAUCUGUCCCAGUACAGUCCAACAUACUUUGGUCCUCAACAUGCCCAGGUUCUGUCCAGCCACCUACUCCACUCCAGUUUACCAGGCUUGACCCGUAUGGAGCAGAUGUCUCUUAUGGCGCUGGCUGACACCAUUGCCUCCACCAGCACUGAUCUCAAGGACAGCCAAGACAAAAACAAAGGUGGAGAAACACUUGAUGAGUGUGGCCUGAAGUUUUUGCUGGCUGUGAGACUCCAUACCUUCCUCUCUACUUCCCUGCCCCCGGCACACAGGGCACAGCUGCUACGACAAGGAUUGUCAACAUGCCAUUAUGCUUGGGCCUUCCACUCUGAAGCUGAAGAGGAGUUGCUAAAUAUGUUGCCUGCUCUACAGAAAGGAGAUGUUACAUGGGCCGAGCUGCGCUCCAUGGGGGUGGGUUGGUGGUUACGCAGCACAAACAAACUACGCAGAUGUAUUGAGAAGGUGGCCAAAUCAUCUUUUCAACAAAAUAACGAUCCUCUGGAUGCUGCCAUCUUUUACCUUGCUUUGAAGAAGAAGGCAGUGGUCUGGGGACUGUACAGGUCUCAGAAGAAUGUCAAAAUGACAGAGUUUUUCAGCAACAACUUCAGUGAGGAUCGGUGGAGGAAAGCAGCAUUGAAAAAUGCAUUUUCUCUUUUGGGAAAGCAGCGGUUCCAGCAUUCGGCAUCUUUCUUCCUUUUAGCUGGCUCCCUAAAGGAUGCUGUGGAGGUGUGUUUAGAGAAAAUGCAGGACCUACAGCUGGCCCUUGUCAUCUCAAGGUUAUAUGAAUCCGAAUAUGAGACGGCAUCCACCUACAAAAAGAUUCUUCAGAGACAUGUUUUGGGACAAGACAAACAGAUUCCAGCCCACCAGGACCCGUUCAUCAGGAGCAUGGCUCACUGGGUGUUGGAAGACUACAGCAAAGCUCUGGAGACUCUGCUUGAGCAUCCUGCUAACACCAACAGGUCUGAGAGUUCAUCUCACACAGAGUUCUCUUCCAUGCACACGUGUAACCCAGAGGUGUUUAACUUCUACACCUACCUCUGUACCCACCCACUCCUCCUUCGCCGCCACUUUGGCUCAUCAGACAAGGCUAAAGUAUGCCUGACUGCUGAACGUCGUAGGGCUGACUCUGUCAGCUUAGAGGAGCGACGGCUGUUUUUUACAGCUGCAUAUGCACAUCUUCAAGCUGGUUGCCCUAUGUUAGCACUUGAAGUCCUCUCCAAGAUGCCAAAAGUUCGCAAAUAUUUCAAACCCCAGAGACAAGAGGACAUGAGUACUGUGGUUGACUUGAGUGUUGGAAGUAAGAAUGAACAGUUGUCAGACCAUGAUUGGUCUCAUCCAGUUUUGAAUGGUUACGAGUCUGGUGGAGACAGCUUAUCCAACAGCCGGUCAGAUUCAGUUCUAAGUUUUGAUUGGAGCCAGCCUUCACUGGCUCUUCCUGAUGAGCCUCUGGAGCUAAAGUGGGACAGUGACAAAGAGGAUGAGGAAGAAGAUGUUAAUGUUAAGAGGGGUACAACAACGGACAGCACCAGCGCAUUCCAAGAAGCUCAAGAUUCCACAUCUCCGUUAAUGGUGACAGGGGAGGAAAGUGAGAACAGCCAUUAUUUCAUCGCACCAUCUGAAGACAUCUUGGCAGCCCAUCUGAAGUUUACGGCCUGCUUAAAAAUAAUGACCAAUGAACUUAGGACGCUUUCAACAGGGUUUGAACUGGAAGGGGGUAAGCUCCGUUACCAGCUAUACCAGUGGAUGGAGAGAGAGAUGGUGGCUCUCCAGCAUUGCUGCAGCUACAACCCCUGCCUACAAAAGCUGUCCACCCUGGCUGAUGCUCACAUCUCUGGCUUUGUGGAGGAGGAACGGCCUAGGAGCCCUCAUGAUGACAGCCAGAGGAGCAGAAGACACUGGCUACAGAGUAUUCAGCCUUUAUUGAGGAUGUUUCUGAGUUACUGUAGCUUGCAUGGCUCCCACGGUGGAGGGUUGGCCUCUGUGCGAAUGGAGCUCAUAUUAUUGCUUCAAGAGUCACACCAGGAUGACUCUGUUCAAUCAGGUGUGCCUCAAUGCUCCAAUCCAUCCUCCAUCCCUCUCCUGCUGGCUUGCACGGCCAAUGUAAAGACAGUGGUUGCCAAUCCUGUAGUCUACCUAACUAACUUGACACAUGACAUCUUGCAGACCAUCAAUGCACUUGACUCUCCUCCACAUCCUGAUGUUGUAAACAACGAGAUCUAUGUGAUGCACACCUUGGCUGCUUCCUUGUCUGCCUGUAUAUAUCAGUGUCUGUGUGAUGGGAACACCUACAGCCAUGUGGAUCGUUUUGCAGGAACUGUGUACCAGCGUGCAUUAAUGUCUCACAAACGAGUCAAAAUGAUGAGCAUGGAGGAGUCGGUUCAGCCAAACAUGUCUCCUGCACAGUGGCCAGGUAUCGUCUCUCUGAUUCGUCUGUUAAGCUCAUCUGGAGAGGAGAGCCAGCCAGGCUUAGUCAUACUGCUCUGUGAGAUCCUGACUGCUGUCUUCCUCAGUCUGUUCGUUCACGGUUUGGCCACUCACUCCAGCAAUGAGCUGUUUCGCAUCGUAGCUCACCCUCUCAACAGCAAGCUUUGGGUCACUGUGUUUGGAGGAGGGGCCCGAUCCCCUUCUAGUGAGAAACUCAAUGCAGCAACUAAAACUCCUCCACCGGCCUCACCUUCCUAUGUGGACUCAGACAGGAAAGCCAGACGUUUCAAGCUUCUGUCAUCACGUAGUGGAUCCAGGGAGGAGUCUGGGUCAGAAAAGGAGGGACCAGCCAGUCCCAAACAUGGUUCCUUUGUAGAACAAGAAGCUUCUUCCAUCUUUAAAGAACAUUUUGUCCCUCCAGAGCUCAGCAUUUGGGAUUAUUUUAUUGCCAAGCCAUUGCUGCUGCAUUCAGAAAAUGGAGUGGACUAUGACUCGGAGCAGAGCCAGAACAGUCAAGAUGAAGAUGAAGACGAUGAAGACUACGACGAUGUAUUCGACACCAACUCUCCUCAACGAGAGCAUUCUAACUACAAUUCAUAUAGCUGGUGUUUGAUGCGUCUGUCAAUGGUUCAGUUGGUGCUGCUCAAUAUCAAGUCUUUUUUCCCUGUGACAGGUUAUGAUCUAUCAGAUCUGCCUGUGGGCUCUCCUUUAUGUCAUGCUGUGCUGAAGACCCUGCAGCGCUGGGAGCAGGUGUUGGAGAAGAGACUGGAGAUCUUUGGGGGACCUCCUUCCAAGUACAUUUCGACACAUCUCCAAGAGGAAAUGGCCACUGCUGGGCCUGCCCUCCUCAGACAUAAGGCCCUCUUGGAACCUUCCAAUACCCCAUUCAGGUCUACCCACCAUUCAGCUCUGCCAGUGAAGCGUUUAUGGCAUUUUCUGGUGAAGCAGGAAGAGGUGCAAGAAACAUUCAUUAAAAACAUCUUUACGAAGAACCGGAACCCAAGUGAGUUGGUUGAGGACCAGACUGACUGUAUGAAAUAUUCAGAGAUGGAGAAGUCAGGAAUCAAUCAGGUUGAGUCAGAUCUGGACAGCCCUGGAGGAAAGGCGCGCAUCAUCCACAAGGAAUCUGACAUCAUCACAGCCUUUGCCAUAAACAAGGCAAAUCGUAAUUGUUUGGUUAUGGCAUCCACACAUGACAUUCAGGAGCUCGAUGUAUCAUCCAUCUUGGCGACACAGAUCUUCACAUGGAUCGAUGAUGAUGAGGCCGAAGCCAGAGGUGUUGUUGGUGAUGACUUUCUCGUGGUCCAUACACGUGAUGACUUUGCCACACUCCAUGGUAGCACACCCUACAGCCACAGCAGCCCUGGCACACCCAUCAAUAUGCCGUGGCUGGGAGGUGUGCAGACUGGGAGAGGUGCUUCUGUGAUGAUCAAGCGAAACCUCACCAAUGUGAGGAGGAUGACCUCUCAUCCCACCCUGCCUUACUACCUGACAGGAGCGCAGGACGGGAGCGUGAGGAUGUUUGAGUGGGGUCAUUCCCAGCAGAUAAUCUGCUUCAGAAGUCCAGGCAAUUCCAGGGUCACCCGGAUACGAUUCAACCACCAGGGGAACAAGUUUGGGAUUGUGGAUGCAGAUGGAGGUUUGAGUCUCUGGCAGGUCAACACGAGCGGGAAUGCACCCAAACCGUACUUGACUUUGCAGUGUCACAAGACAGCUCACGACUUUGUUUUUGUGGGCUCGUCCUCCCUCAUUGCCACUGCAGGCCUUUCCACAGACAACAGGAACGUGUGUCUGUGGGACACUCUGGUGACUCCUGCAAACAGCCUUGUGCACGCUUUCUGUUGUCACGACUCAGGUGCGACUGUGCUCUCGGUGGCCCUGAGACAGCAGCUGCUUAUCACAGGGGGGAGGAAGGGCUGGAUCACUGUGUUGGAGCUCCAUCACCGCCACCAGCGGCAGAGCUUCCAGGCCCAUGACUCGCCAAUCAAAGCGCUGGCCGUUGAUCCUACUGAAGAUUGCUUUAUCAGUGGAUCCGCUGAGGGAAACCUCAAGGUUUGGAGCCUGGCCACACAGAGCCUGCUCUACACCUUUCCAAACGAACACGCUCGCCAGUCGCUCUUCAGGAACCUCGGCACAGGCGUCAUGCAGAUAGAAAUGGGACCGGCCAAUCACAUCUUCUCCUGCGGCGCUGACGGAACCAUGAAGAUGAGGCUCCUCCCCAACCCCUUCAGCAUUGGCAACGAGAACAACCACAGCAACGUCAAAAACGAUGUCAAAUUCAUCAUAUAGACGCAGUGUUAAGUCAAAGAGAUUUGACUGGACGUUUUGUUUUGGGAGGGGUGGCAGCUGAAGAAUGACUUUGAGUAAUUGCUUGUCGGCGAACACACAAGCGCCGUAAGCAGCAUUGCUGUUCAAAGCAGCCACAGGGUACCAAUCAACAGCACAUUUCUCCACAAUAAACGGACUCCUGGUUUUUGUGGGGAUGCAGAUUAUUUGAACCGGAGGCUGCAAACGUUCUUACCUCAACAUUCACUAUUGAAGCAGCCGUCAGACUGUCCAACGCCGCAAUCAAAGCCACGGAGCACAGCGCAGUCGUACAAAAGCACAGUGUCCACUUCCCACAAACAAACAAGGCCUCCCUGUGCAGGACAACCAGGAUCACAUUUGUACACAUCAACAUAUCGUGUGAUUAUAUUCAUAUUUCAGGCCUUUUUUUUCCCCUCCCCUCCAGUAGGACUUAACAUAAAGAAAAUAAAUGUGAUUUGAAAUCAAACAUUUAAACUGAAUCCAGUUUCAGUUGCCACAGGUUUCCUGUUGUAGUUUCCAUUUGCACAUUUAAAUUAAGCAAAUUCUUUGUAUUGAAAGGCGAGACAACAGGGCUGCUGGUACGAUGAGUAAACUAUUAUAUGAAGUUCAUCAGCACCUCGAUUUAACCAGUGAUGAUGAUAUUGUCAAGUGUCCUUAAUGUGUGGAAACUGUGGUGCUGUCAGGUUGGUGCUCAGUGCUUUAAUGGGGACACGAUGAUUAAGACCUUUACUGACUGCAUUUGUGGAAGUGUCAAAUGUUAUAAAUCAUGUAGCCGGACCUUUGACAAUGGAGAGGUUUUGGUACAGGUACACAAAUUUUAAUUGGAAAAAAAAUUUUUUUCUCUCCUUUCAGUGUUUUAUUCCAGUAAUGAUGCACUCUUCACUUUUCUUGACUCCAAACUUUAAUUUUUCCAGAUGGACCAAGGUCAGAAACUACCUUGGACACUGUUGUUUACUUUGUUGUAUUAAUUUUAUUUUGCAGUUUAACUUGUUUGCUUUGCAGAGCUCACCUAGUGUGGCAGAUUACAGUAAUAAAGUCAACUGCAUUUGUUUGUUUUAUUUUUUUUUAUUAAAUUUAUGUUGCUUUCAAUACAUGCUUGGAAAUGUGAACUAUGCUGUAUAUUUUUGAUGUCUUGCACAUAAAUGAGGGAGUCAUUAAUUUGAUUGAAGGAUUCUGAUUGACAAAGCUAGUCAUUGACAUGUCUGCUGCUGUGGAGGAAUGCACACAUUAGCUUUAAUUUCAGGAUGAUUAUUCAAGUUAAGAAAACAAAUGUCCAUUAUUACUAGAGAUUGGUGACGUUCAUCACUUUAUGAAGAAUAUGAAUUUAUAGGAAUAGAUUUACAAAAUAUAAAACUUUAGAAACAUUAACUGCCAACUUAGCAAAUCUAAACUUACCGCUUUUCACCCCGAAAUUAUGAGGUAAGCCUAAGGUUUGUUUCCAUACAAAUCAGUGAUUGGUAAACUACAUGUAUUCCUACAGCAACUGGAGAAUAAAAAUAAUUUUUAAUCAAAGCUAGUGCUCUUCUGCUUAAUAUUGCUUAUUUUCCCCUCAGAGGGUCAUAUCAAUUGGAAUCAGGAGUCUGAACGACCGUAAUGGUUCCUCACACAAUCACGUUUUCUCUUUAAUCUUGCAAAUGUGAAUUUAAGCAGAUAAUUCUAAUUUUAUAAAGAAGCUAGUGUAAAUCCUGUAUGUAUUACAGAACCUAUACUGCUGUAAUAAAAACAUGCAACACGAA
Thalassophryne amazonica is the source of this 11459-nucleotide messenger RNA. RefSeq names its product dmX-like protein 1. Gene Ontology annotation, molecular function: protein binding. The record is from RefSeq and is a predicted model, not a curated record. Lineage: Eukaryota; Metazoa; Chordata; Actinopteri; Batrachoidiformes; Batrachoididae. Gene Ontology annotation, cellular component: RAVE complex. Gene Ontology annotation, biological process: vacuolar acidification.